Molecule: messenger RNA, 318 nt
Organism: Blepharisma stoltei
Lineage: Eukaryota; Ciliophora; Heterotrichea; Heterotrichida; Blepharismidae
Source: the annotation of a GenBank genome assembly
AUGGCUCAACCAAGUGAAAGUCAAGAGGAGUUACGCCCUUUUAUGGACGCCCGAGUUCUGUGGCCUCCAGAUAUGCCUGACGAUAUGUUGGAAGACGCCGUCAAAAUCGCCAAAGACGCGACCAAUCAAUAUGACAUAGAAACCCAAGGUCAAGAUGUCGCGAAAACAAUCAAGCUGAAAUUCGACGAAAAAUGGCAGCCUUACUGGCACGUGAUCGUCGGCAAAGGCUUCGGCACCCACUGCACACACGAAAGUAGGAGAUUUGUUUAUUUCUACCUUGGGAAGCAUGCUUUUAUGAUUUAUAAAAUUGGUUUCUAA